AGAUCCGUAUACAUACAUAUAUGGUGGCCAAUGUAUUAAAAGAUUUUCCAUUAUUUUCAAUGUUCUAUGAGGACCCAGCUACUAACUUUCCGUACACAAUAUUUAUAAAUAUUUAAUAAGGCAAUUGGAGGCGACGAGAAAACGCUUUGUUAAGCACUAACAUAAACACGCAAAGACAAAGACAAAGACAACGCAAAGCAGAAGACAACCACCGAAAAAUAAAGCAAAAUCGACAAAUCAAAGCAAGCGGAAAUUUAAAAACAAACAAAAACAACAAGCGGUUUUCACAAAGGGAAAAGAAUCACACUUUCAGUGUUUUCGUUCGCUUUUUUUGUGAGAGUGUGUGCAAAGUCGAAGGUUUUGUAAGCGCGAGGUCGAAUUAUCACGACCGCAGCGACAAUGCGUCCGAACGUGUUGUGGCUGCUGACAGCUGUCGGCCUGCUAGCGCUGACCACUCAAGCGGCGCACGUGCGACAGGCGAGCAGCAGCAGCGGUAGCAUGGCCAGCAGCUAUGCAAAUGAUCCACGACCCGAUGCUGUGAACGAGGAAGAGAGCGAUACGUUGGGCACUGGUGGUGCUUACGAAUUUCGCCUGCCACAACCGCAGAUAAACAAACAACAGCAGCAACAGCGUCCGCAGCAGCAGCAGCAGCAGCAUAAAACAAAACGGCCCAACACCACCGCCACUUAUGUAACCACAACGAAAACGAGCAGCACUAGCAGUAGCAGUGCUGGCAGCACAGCCAAAUUGUCGACUAAGCGUCCGACAAGUGCCACCACCAACGCGAGUGGUAACAAAGCGACCAGUGCCACUUCCACCGUCACCACGGCAGCAACUCAGCCAAGUCAACAGCCCGGAUUUACAUACAAUGUUUCGGUAACACCCCAGCAGGCUGCCUACCAGCCAACUACUCCCGGUGUGACUAAUGACGAGCCGGCGUCGACCCAAAGCAGUGAGAAUGACGAUGAAUCGUCAAAGAAAAUUAUCGGCUCCAGUGUCGUCACAUCCGUUUCGGUCAUACUCAACGGCAACGAACCCGAGUUCACUGACGCCUUGGGCCACAAAGUGCCCAAACCGCAACCCUCACUGCAGGUGGCCAGUCCGAUUGAUCUACUCAAUCCCGAUCGCUACGAGUUCUACACGUUCGAUGAGAAUGGCGAACUGGUGAAACGUCUCAUGACCAUGGAGGAAAUACAGAGUAUUGUGGCAAAUGGCGAUGGCGAAAAUUCAUCCAUCGUGCAACAUAUGCCAGUAGGCGACCGUGAACCGGAAAAGAAUGUGCAGGAUAUUGUCGAUAGUGUGCAGAAUGUGUUGAAUAAGGAGGUGGAAUCGAAUAAGAACAUUUCAAAGGAUGCGUUACCGCCGUUGGAUACGCCGGAUGUGACCUCAUCUUGGUCAAUGAUUUUGCCAGCGAUUUUCGGUAAUGGCGGCAGUGAUAUUUUCCCACAGCAAAAGCCACAACAAAUUGUCAUGACACCGGACUCCGAGUUGCUGGAGGCCUCAACAACUGCCGCACCGGUUACGCAUGCCACCAAACGACCGAAACCGAACAAGCGCAAGCCGGGACAGAAACGUAAGCCAACUACACCGAAGCCCACUACAACAUCCACCGCUGUGACACCGCAGGUGGUGCAAGAAGAACUUGGUCCAAAUGAGUCUGUCUACACCGGCAUGCAACAGUACCAAAAUGUCGCUGCGAAUAUGCAGCAAUUUGAUGGCUUCUCACAGCUGCAGAUGCAACCGAUCUACCACAAACUGCCCGAAUACACAGACGUGGAUACGACAACGCGCCGCGUCUUCCUAAAUAACCAAGAAAUCAUACAAAGUGCAACGACAGCCCAUCCAACAGUGGCAACAGACAAGGAAGAAUUGCAUGAGGGUUAUGGCAAGCGACCGCCAGUUGUUGUGCAUAAGCGUCCAGCGGCGCCUCAUCGUAACAAGACUCCGAACGGUGAGCAGAAUGAUAGUACGACUAAAAAGCCGCAAGGUGGUCAUAACAAACAGAAGAUAAAGAAGAAGCCAACCACUACGACAACACCGGAACCAACCACCACCUCAACAACCACACCAGAGCCAACAACGACAACUACUACGACGACAACAACAACAACAACCACCACUACAGAGGCACCAACAACUACUACCCCAGAGCCGAUUACUAGCACAACCACGCCGAGACCAAGUUCUACAACACCCAAAAAGAAGAAGAAGAAACCCACACGUCAACCCGGUCAAGGCAAUGGCAAACCACAUCAAGCUGCAGAUAAGCGCAAACCGGCGACUGGUAAGCCACGUCCCACUGUAGGUAAUAAGCAUCCAACAGUCGCAGAUGUGCCCGCGCCGGCACCAGCAACCGUUGAGCCCACAAUCAGUAAGCAUAAUACCACUGUGAGCCACAAGCCAAACAAAACUCGGCCACGUCCGCACAAGAAGCCAAUAACUACUACUACUACCACACCGGAACCAACUACAACAACGCCAGAACCUACAACAACAACCACUACUACGACAACAACCACUACUACAACGACAACCACUACACCAGCACCCACCACAACCACAACAACACCAGAACCUACAACAACAACAACUGAAAAUACGUUAAUCGUGGAGCACUUCCCAGGUUAUCAUCCAAUACAUGUCAAGCCUUCACAUGCCAACAAGCGGCCUGGUGUUUCGAGCUACCCGCUACCACACUACAAACCCGUACACCCUGGACAUCAUGAUGCUGUUGAAGCUGACAAAACUGAUGAACAAUCAGACUAUGGACAAACCAAACGUAAACCGCUGCCAUCACUUGCACAAAUCCAACAACAACACCAUAAGCCGUCGUUGGAUGAUCAGCAUACCAUGACGGCCUUCGAUCAAAUAAUGGAAUCGCUCAAACAAGAACUAGCAAACGAGAAUACUGAGGCCGAUAUCAACGAGUCUAGUGCUUCUGAGAAACGGCCUGUCGUAGAUGAACCAUCAUCAGUGGAUACGCACAAGGAGCCUGUGAAUAUUGAGUCAACAUCCUUCGAUAGUUCUGCAGCCAUCAAUACUGGUAGCAUUGAAGGCGGAGCGCUUAAAGAAGAAAAUGUCAAUGCAGUGGACACAGUAAGCGUGGAACAAGAAGAAAUGACUAUAGUGGAGGAUAUCACGGAAGAAACACCAUUAAUUACAACAAUACGUCCACCAACCUUAGCUGCGACAUCCGAGGAGACGAUAAAGAAGACAACUGCUGCACCUAUAAUAGAGAAUACAACUGAGAAGUUCACCGAACAAGAGUUAACAGACACCACAAAUCUUUCGGAAUAUUCUGCUGAAGAAAAAGAGAAGGACGAAAAUGAAGCAGCAGGAACGCUGAUACUUGAAGACAAGCUUACAGAUAAGGACGAAGAAGAUUCGGCUCAUGUUGUUAAGUUUGAACCGCUUUACGCUGAUGUACAAGAACCCAUUGUAAACAACGUUCAAACAACAACUGCACCCCACUACGAGACCACACUCAGCACAGUUGAUGACAACAAUGAUGACACAACUGUAGUAGAAGUCAUCGACGAAGUAAAUGUCGAUAGCAGUACCGAGUAUCAAAUACCCAUGCUGCCAGUGACACACAAAGUUGAUACCCUGAUUGCAGAAAACCCCUUAACCACGGAACCACCACCACAGGUAGCCGAUCUUAAACCAUUCUUAAAUAUGGAUAUGUUAAAACCAACUGAUCAAAUAAAAAUGUCUGAAUUCCAAACGCAGGCGGCUACCGUAGCUUCAACGCUGGUCGAUGGCACGAAUACAAUUGCUGCUGAUCAACUCAUGAGCUCCAAUGAGACGCGCAGCGAAAUUGACUUCCUCUUAUCUGAUGUGUUACAACAAAUGGCCGAAGUGGAACCGGAUCCAUACCGCCCCGAUCCAAUGGAAGAUGGUAAUCGUUUAACGAACUUUGCACAACUGAACACAUCUUUCUUACUGAAACCAGAUCCAGCAGCAUUAGAUGACAAUGUGCCAGCAUACGGCAAUAUGCCCGCAACGAUCAGCACAACGCAAGCGCCACCUGCCAAAGAAUCGGUUGACACACACUCUGCGGAACCUUUGUUAGUGCCAACGCCAGCUCCAGUUAAAGAACUCGAAAACGAAUUGACCACAGAAGUUGAACCUGCUCCGGUGGCCUCAACAUAUGCCUCUAAGGAAGAUGACAGCUUGAAUGAAGGGAAACCCGCUAUACCGGCAGAUAGUAAAGAGAAAAUAGAAAAGGGGCACGAAAAGGAACACAAAGCCGAGCUAUCGCUGGAGAAUAUGGAAGGAAACGAGGCCGGUAUGGAUUACGUUACUACAGAAAGAUACGUGGUUGUAGAUGAAACGGAAAUAGAAACUAAUAGUUACGAAAAGGAGGCGACAGAAGAGAGCGCAAUACAUGAACUAGUUAAUGCUGACACAACAGAGCAAAAACAAACAGAUCAGGUUGAGAGUAUGGAAAAAACCGAAGAAACUAAGAUUGAGGGAGUUCGACCAGACGAAAACCCCACUAUGAAACCUCAAGUACCAUCUCUUUCUGAAAUUUAUGCCACACAACAACAACAAGAGAAUACUGAGGAUAUGUAUGAAACAGAGCAAGAUAAGGAACCCAUUCAGCAGUCUGCAGAAGCUGGAAACUCUGCAGAGCCGCUUCACGAGGCUGAGACAAUUGUUUUGGCGGAACAAUUAAGUGCCGAAGGCCCCAAUGAAGAAAAGAAGGAAGAAAUGACAAGUGCUGAGGUUAUUAUAACAGAAAUAGAGGAUACUAAUCAUACGGAUAUGUAUAAACCCAGCGAAGUUAAUGAAGAUUCUCAUGAAUUGGCACAAACAGAUCCGGAACAAAUGGAGCUAAUAACAACAACAGAGAAAUAUGAGGUCCCAACUGAACAGAUUUCAAUGGAUGAAAUAGUACAGUCGGCUUCUACAGAAGAGGAGAAAUUAUCUGAAGAACAAGGCACUCCGCAGAAAGUUGAAGAAUCGUCCAGUAAAAUGGAAGAGGAACAUCAAUCAAACACUCAGGAUGUGCAGACACCAGAGGUGACAGACGAAGCUAUCGAAACGCAAACUCAAGUCGUUGAACAAGUGGAACUACCAAAUGAGGACCACAAAGAGGAUACUAGUGAAGCAUAUGUAAGUAGCACAUUAGAAACUACGGACACACCCAAUGCUACCGACAUGAGUGAAAGCGACAACAGCGGGAAAGAUAGUGCUGAAAAGGAGGUGAACGAAAACAACUCCGACGAGAGAGUUACUGAGAACUUAGAAGUCUCUGAAGAAAAAGAGACUAACGAAAAAGAAUCGCUGGAAAAAGAAGCUAGUAAUGAUGUUACCACAAUCACACCAAUUCUCAUCAAUACCGACACUACAGCUGAGGAAACAAAAGAUGCUACAGCUGAAAAAGUCUCUACGGAGGCACUUGUAAGCUCAACAGAAAGGGAAACUGAUAGUACCGAAGAAGAUAGUGUGACUAGCGCCGCCAACUUGCAAAUACAAUACACAAAUGCUCCAACAACAAUAAAACAUGAAACAGAUGAAUUAGAAGAACAAGUCAAUAGCAAAGAAACAGUCGGAAGCGAGGCAACAACGGUGGCACCAGCGGAAGAAAGCGCUACAACAGUCAGAACCGAAGAUGAAGAAGAAAAUACUGGUAAUGAACCCGAAGUAGCCACGGAUGUUACGGUUUUAAUUUCCGAUGAAAUAGAUAGCACCGAAUCGGAUGAAGACCCGUAUAUUAAACUUGGCGAAUCUACUAUCAAAUACAGUGAAGAAACAAAUAAUGUCAAUACAUCUGGCGAUAGCAUUAUUCUCGAGCAAGACACCACAAGCGAUGAGAGUACUGAUAUUGAGCUUACCUCACCAACGCUACCACAGCCAAUACAACAAGAUGUGGUAGAAACGACUAAGCCUGAAGAUGAGGACUCGACCGAAGACUCGGAAGAGGUAUCACAGUCUGGAUCAACUGAAGCAGAAUCUGCAGAAACUACAGAUGGAGAUAUGGCUUUGGACAAUAAGUCAACUGUUUCGGAACUUAUCGUCUCUACUGAACAAAUUACACUUCAAACCACAGCUAAACCUAUCCAUACAUUUGUAGCACAACAACGGCCUCAAAUGCCACAGCUCAACUAUGACCGUCCCGAUCCACAAAACACCGCUGACACUGGUGACCUUACAGCUUACAUUAUACCAAAAUUCCCCACCAGCCCUGCACUUGCUGCUACCUCAACAACAACGGAGAAAGCAUCGCCUUCCACAACAGCCAGUAGCACGACUACAACAACUUCCACCACUACAACGACAACAACGCCAAAACCAGCAUCCACUACAACUAAACGGGUACAUACACUCAAACCCGUGUCUUACUACAACAAGCAGACCGGCAUAAACGCGCCCAAGCCUGCCGAACCUACGAAAGUCAUACCCUACUCGGCCAAUACCGCUCAACAGCGACCAAUGCAACGUCCAGCACAACUGAACAAUUUAAUGGCUACUUCUACACAAGCUACCCGGCCACCUGUAAAGAUGGAGCCGAGCCCAUCGAACUCUAAAGGGCUCGAAGCAUCCACAGCUAAUUUAGAUGAAGAUCUGCAAUCUUUCGUUAAACUCUGCAACGAAUUGGCAUUUAGCUAUUGGAAAUCUAUUACUUCGGAGAAAAUCAGCUCGGCGCGCAGUUUGGUGAUGUCGCCAUUUGCUUUAACAUCGAUGCUCUCAAUGGUUUUCCUCGGUGCACGUGGCAGCACAUCAGGCGAAAUGAACGAAGUGCUGAAGUUGGAUGACAUGGUCACCUUCAAUCCACAUUUAGUCUUCCGAAAUAUCACCGACUCUGUUGAACGCGCCACCGAUAGUGACAUUGCAACAACCGCCUUCGUACGUGAGAUCUUCAGCGAUCGUUCAAAUGGAAAGAUAUUACAAUUCUUCAAGGAAAAGACACAACAAUUCUACUCGGGACAUGUGGAGGAAGUGAACUUCCAUGUCGUGAACGAUGUGAUACGUCGUCGUACGAAUCUGUUAGUGAAACGUCACACCAUGGGCAAAGUACUGGAGUAUUUGCGCACAAACAGUCUCUGGGUGAAUGGACCACUGGCCACAAUUUCUGCCAAUCUUUUCCAAACCGACUGCAAACAUGGCUCAACACAGUUGACUGACGGCGAAAUGUUCUUCCAAGUACACCCCUCGGUACGUCAACGUCGUUUGAUACCCAUACCGGCCGUGUUGUACAAGAGCGGCUUCACCGCUGGCUAUGAACCCAAAUUGGACGCAACAAUUGUGGCAUUCGGCAGCAUACAGGACACCGUGAGCACAGUUUACGUAAUGCCCGGUCAUCAGAGCGCGCUUUCGCCAGCCGAAAGUUUGGAACGACUUGAACGUGAGCUUGUUGAGCAGGCUUUCAGCAAGAAUGCUUGGAGUAGUGUACUCACCUCGCUGAUGGACCGCCCCGGCAUGGAAGUACAGCUACCGCGUUUCUCACAUAGAUCCUUCGUAAAUGCCUCCUUAGGUUUGCAGAAGAUGGGACUGAAGGGCUUGUUCAAGUCCGAUUUUGCAGAUCUGCGUGGCCUCACCGGUUCUGCCAAUCGCGACAUCUACCUAUCCGACGUCAUACAAAUCAACACUUUCAGCACUUGUGGUGAGGAGAAGAUUGGCGAUCACCAUCAUGUGGAAAUGUAUCCAGCGCCACCAUUACGUAAACGAAACAAGGAUUUGGGCGCAAAUGAUGAUGGUGCCUAUGAUUCGUCUGAAGCGGUUAUCGACUUCGGUUCGCUAGUGCAUGAGUCAGCGCUGGGACGUGGCUUCUAUGACGAUCUACUAGACCCGAAAUAUCUUGAACUGCCACUUUCACUGCGUCCACGACAGGCACGCGUACCGGACGCGCCACGUCUACGCUUCGACAAACCAUUCCUCUAUUUCGUUCGUCACAAUCCCACUGGCAUCAUACUCUUCAUGGGUCGCUUCAAUCCUCGACUGCUGCCGUGAAGCGUACGCAAUGCUAACGGCAGAUCGUCGCGCUUUAUGCGCAUGCGCAAUUUUUUUUUUUUUUGACUCAGAAGACUAAGAAUUAUGUUAGACGAAAAUAUAGUAAACAGCAAAUGUUAGGCAAUUCAUUUAACAAUAUUUGAGUGCACAUACACUCACACAUACUUCCAUAUGUUUGGUGUGAAAACCUUUAACUCUACGUGCUUGUGUCCGAACUAGCGUUUUUGUUAACGAGCAUUUUCGUAGGUCGAGCGCAAAUUAGAGAAAUUUUAUUUAAAUUUUUUAUUUUAUUAUUUUAUUUAUUAUUCGUUUUUGUUUUUGAGAGCUUAGCAUUUACAAUAAAAUAAAUUAUUUUAAUCGUGUGACGCUGAGGAGAGCAAAACUGUUGUGUUUGUUGUGCCUUAAUCUCGUAUCACACGCACAACCCGAAUUGGAUUCGAGAUUGAUGCGCGACAUGCAAUUCGUUGCCGAAACUUAUUUGUACGCUAGAUUUAUAAGUUGUACUUUAACUUUUUUCUAUGCAAAUUAUUGUUAAUUUAAUUUUUAUUUUAAUGUUUUACUAUUAUCGAUAAUACGAAGCACACUCACUAAGCUAUUAUCACUUAAGUUAUUGUCAUGGAAACGCGGAAGCAAAUACGAAAGCAUAGGUAUACAACUAUGCAUAAAAAUAUUUUAAUAUUUAUGGAGUUUUGGAGGUGAAGAAUUAUGGUUUCUGUUUUGCUUAUAAACUUAGUAAAAGGUAUAGCAGUUAUAGUCUAUAAAUACAGAUAUGCCUUUAAGACGCAUUUACGAAAGUGUUUAUCCAUAAGUAAUCAUGUAUUUAUACAAGUAAAUAACUGUAUGUCAUAACAAGGAGUUUCAAAUAAAACACA
This is a messenger RNA of Bactrocera dorsalis (oriental fruit fly), 8828 nucleotides long. RefSeq names its product mucin-5AC. The coding region runs from base 400 to 7956 and encodes 2518 amino acids. The record is from RefSeq and is a predicted model, not a curated record. Gene Ontology annotation, molecular function: serine-type endopeptidase inhibitor activity. NCBI's taxonomy places the organism in Eukaryota, Metazoa, Arthropoda, Insecta, Diptera, Tephritidae. The transcript is spliced from 3 exons.